CUUCCCCUUUUCUCAAUCAGGAGUUAUUGUUUGGGUAAAGUACCUGAUUUUCCUCAAACUAGGGUAUAAAAACUUAGCAAUCAAUUUUAAUACUCAGUUCGUCCCAAGCAUUUGAGAAGCACUCAAGAUGUUAAAAAUAACUGUCGUAUUAGGAGCUCUCCUAAUAGCGUUUGUUGUCGGAUCAACCAGUCAAAGGAUAAUUCUACCUACAUUCAGACCACCGCAUCGUCCUACAUUUAAACCUAUUAUACCUAAUAGUAUACUCCCGACAUACCGGCCACCACGGCGAGGCCCGAAUCUACUUCGCUAUGCCAGAGCAGCAGAUGAUAUACCACCAUCAGAAACCAAUAUUCCAAAUCUUGCAUCCAUACAUAAUGUGCAAUUCAGCGAUUCAACCAUUCCAGAUACCCACCAAGAAUAUCAAGAGAUUAGCCAAAGAAACGCUCGCAGCGUUGAUUCACCCGACGCCAAGCGCGGUGGUGGCAGUCCCAGGACAUCUACUGGCAGCAGGGACAAUGGUCCAACACACCCAGGCCACAACAGGCGCAAUGCAAGGGAUAUAAAAAAUCCUGGACUUAUGAAUACUCAUCAACCAAAGCCUAUUUUCCCGCGUCCUAGCAUCCCGGAAUCCGUUACCCGUACUCCUAUAUUAGCGAGGACAGCGCGUGAAAUUCAAAUCCCUGGAAUAAAGAAACCUACACAUCGAGAUGUAAUAAUUCCAAACUGGAAUCCUAAUGUCAAAAGUAACCCCUGGGAUAGUCUUAACGGUAGACGUCAUAAAAGAAGCCUCGACGAAGAGAUGAUGGGUAGCAACGCAUAUGAAGCUCACCCGCGUCUGAGGAGGAGUCCUAAAAAGAAACCUCGCCGUGUUGUAAUUAUAAUAAUUCGAAAAAAGAAACAUUAAGAAAAUAAAGUGGCUCUUUUUUGAUGCAUCAUCAAACUCCGCGAUUGUUAUACCAUAUAGGGUCCUAGCUAAAUUGGUUGGUUCAUACUUACACUAUGUAAUGUCCAAUUUAGCUAGAUCUCUAAAUGUCAUAACAAUCACGGAGUGUGACUGUACGUAGACAUACGUCUAUAUAAAUAUUUAUCCAAAUAAAUGCUUAAUAAACUU
Messenger RNA from Cydia pomonella (codling moth), 1111 nucleotides. RefSeq lists its product as uncharacterized. The transcript has a single exon. Bases 128 to 904 code for a protein of 258 amino acids. The record is from RefSeq and is a predicted model, not a curated record. NCBI's taxonomy places the organism in Eukaryota, Metazoa, Arthropoda, Insecta, Lepidoptera, Tortricidae.